This is a messenger RNA of Solanum lycopersicum (tomato), 1102 nucleotides long. The record is from RefSeq and is a predicted model, not a curated record. Lineage: Eukaryota; Viridiplantae; Streptophyta; Magnoliopsida; Solanales; Solanaceae.
AGAGCACUACUCAUCAGCCAAUAAUAAUAAGCAGCAAAAUCCGACAAAAUUCAUUACUCUCUCUUUCUACUGUUUCACAAUUGAAAUAAAUCUGACCAAACAUACAGAAAAUUUUACAAUAGGAGAUGUUCCUAUUACUAUUAUCGAACUGUCAGAAGAAGUAGUAGUAGUUGAUAUGGACGUACUGUUGAUGAUGAGGAAAAAGAGGAAGAUAUGCGAUAAUUAUACUCCGGUGGUGAGUUCUGAUAAGUAUGAACCGGACGGGAGUUCAAUGUCUUGUUGCUCAAGCAACUCGAAAUCACGAGAUCUAGAUGAGAAGUGUGGGGAAGUUGCAGAGAAAGAGGAGAAGUUGAUUGAAGAAGAGUACGAAUCGGAGAAAAUGCCUCCAGUGGAAGAAUUUGACGAACUAGAAUCGAACGAAAUAGAAGAAUUCGGCAAAGAAAUGGCUUCGGUGGAAGAAUUUGACGAACUAGAAUUGAAAGAAAUAGAAGAAUUCGGCGAAGAAAUAGAAUUGGACGAAAUGACUUCAGUGGAAGAAUUUGACGAACUAGAAAUGAACGAAAUGCCUUCACUGGAAGAAGAAGUAGAAUUGGACGAAAUGCUGUUUCCACUGGAAGAACCGGAGCCUCCACUAAUUCCGACUACAGAAGAACUUGAAGAGUUUUUCACAAGACAUGAGCAAAGGAUAUCUACAAGGCUUCGACAAAAGUACCUAAUUCUCUCUCUCGAUUUUUCAUAUCGUAUUAAAUUCUUGACUCUUGACUAUUCUUCUCUUUCUUUCCCAUUUUUCGUUUGCUCCAAUUCAAUUUUGAGGCUACACACAAAUGUUAAAAUUUAUCUCCAUCGAGCAUUCAAUAUAUGCAUAUCAUAUAUUUACAUUUAUAGUUAAUUUACUUCAUUAAAUUAUGUAAUAAUAUAUUUUAUGUUAAUAUAAACACAUAUUACGAAUGCAAAUUAUUUUACCAAAAAGUGAUUGCUUGUAGGUGAGAAUUAUAAUAUUAUGGCAACCUAAAAUUUCCAAAAUAGUUAAUAUUCUUUUUGAUAUUUUUAACCAAACAAGCAAAAAUUCAAUUCCUUUUAACCUCGUAUGAGAAGUUAUCUG